AUGCAAAUUCUUUUCCAGAUUCAAUUUACUUAUACGCCACGACACACCUAUGGAUUGGCUCGAGUUGGUGUUGUUGGUGAACUAAUUGCCUUUAUUAGUUUUUGUUCAUUAUCCGUAUCGGUAUUUAUGGAAAGUAUAAAACAUGUAAUUGAUAUUAUAUUUGUUUUACCAAGACGUGAAUAUAAUUCGACGAUAUUUACUGCUCAUGGACAUGGUAAAUAUGUUGUUCUGAAACGUCAUGCAAGAAUUAAUACACAAGUACGAAUGAGAAGAAACAGUUUAAAAAGCUUACCCGAAAAACUGUCAAAAGCAUUGUUAAUUACCGAUACACUACCUGUUGGUCAUUCGCUACUUCAAGUACUCAACAUGUUAUUGGGACCAUUUGUUAUUCUGAUUAGUGGCCUGUUAUUGAUUAUCUUUUUUGAAAAACCCAAUUAUGAUGAAAAACGACGUAUCUACAGUCGACUGAUAUCUGGUAUUUCGAGCAUUCAUGAAUUGCACAUAUGGCGUUUAACACCUCAAAAAACAUUGGCAACAAUUCAUAUUGUUUUUGAUACGACAGAAGGAAUACAAACAAAAUACAAAGAAAUUAGUUUACUCUUUCAAGCACUCAGCAUCGAUCAUGUGACAAUUCAACCAGAAUUCUCUCUUACACCAAAUGACAGCGAAAAAGUUGACUGUCUUUAUCAAUGUUCGAAUCAAGAUCUAUGUGGAUCACUACAAUGUUGUAAAUACUUAACAAAUGAAAAAGAAAAAGUUCAGGGCGAAGACGCACAACUCCUCCACUCUCGUCCUCAUGAUACUUUCUUAGAGAAAACAGAUGAUGUGAAUGAUGAUGGAAAAUUAAACAGAAAACAAUUAGUACCUGAGCAUGAAUCACAAACAUUUGCCAGUAACAACAUCGUCAGAACAUGA
Molecule: messenger RNA, 915 nt
Organism: Didymodactylos carnosus
Lineage: Eukaryota; Metazoa; Rotifera; Eurotatoria; Philodinida; Philodinidae
Source: the annotation of a GenBank genome assembly